AGAAGAUUAUUGUGAAAUAUAAUAAAUAGGAAAAUACACAAUAGAACUUGAAACAGUCUUGGUUCAGAUAAUUAACAAAGUACGCAAAUAAAAAUGAAAACACAAUUAUCUGAAUUAUUCAUUAUAAUGGUGUUAACUAUUUUGAUCUUAUCAUUGGUUAACGUAUAUAGUUUAUCUGAAGAACAAAAUCCUCAUAAACAGCUCUAUGAUCCACUUUAUGAAUACAGUGACUACAUCAAUCGGGCAAUAAUUCCAAACAAACGUUAUAUUAGAUUUGGAAAACGUGGAGCUGAUGAUGUUAUUAGUUACGGUGGUAUUCCAGCAUUAACACGGCAUAAAACCUACUCUAUAUAUGAUCUCUUAAAAGAAAGACAAUAGAAUUAAUAAUUAAUGCGUUUUUGUUUCUUUUUUCUAUUAAAAGAAUAAAAGAGUUUUAUUAAGAAGACAAGACAAAAUCUGUGUCAAUAUUUCACUUUCUGAACUAAUUGUGACUUAUACUUUUCUAAUAAAAAAAUACUACUGAACAUCAUAUACAUGA
This is a messenger RNA of Schistosoma haematobium, 538 nucleotides long. RefSeq lists its product as uncharacterized. Bases 94 to 378 code for a protein of 94 amino acids. The record is from RefSeq and is a predicted model, not a curated record. The transcript has 3 exons. Lineage: Eukaryota; Metazoa; Platyhelminthes; Trematoda; Strigeidida; Schistosomatidae.